AGAAAAUUAACUAAGGUAGCUUUGAAUGAAUGUAUAAACAUACAUGAAGACGAUAGUUUGAAAAGCUUUUUAAGAGAGAUGAAAAAUCACACAAAAAUAAACGGUUUAUGGGGAGUAAUAGAUUUUUAUGGUAUAGCAUAUGGUCAUAAACAUGAUGACUUAAAAAUAGUUUUACAUUAUGCAGAUAAGUCUGAUCUUGGUGAAUAUCUUGCGAGCAAUUUUACUUCGAUUACAUGGAAAGAGAGAUUAUCAAUUAUUUUGGAUAUUGCAGCCGGUUUAUAUCAAAUACAUGAUAGAGGAAAGCAUAUUUAUGGUUCUAAUAAUAAUGAUAAGCCUUCUUUCGAUGAGUCGAUUCCAUCAUUUUAUCAGAAUAUGAUACAUUCAUGUUGUGAUAAGGAACCUUCAAAUCGUCCAAAUGCGCAGACAUUGGCAAAUGAAAUCAUCGAUUGGAAAUUAAAUAAAAUGCGCCAAUUUAAUGACAAAAAAAGACUUAUAUCUUAUAUGAGCAAAGAGGAUGAAAAGACAGUUGAAAAAUUGCAAAAUGACAUAAUACUGGAUCCAGAAAAUAUUGAAAAUAACGACAUUUACUCAAAAAAGAAAAGUGGUAGCAUGGAAUCAAAUGCGCUUGUCGAAUCUUAUAAAAAAGCUAUUGAUGGUGAUCUCGAAGCCAUGAAAAAUAUUGCCAUCUGUCUGCUUAAUGGAAAUGACAUUGAAAAAGAUAUGAAUGAAGCGUUCAAAUGGUGUAUGAAAUGUUUUAGAAAAAAUAUACUAUUGACACGUGAAGAAUUAAUUCCAUUGGUUGAAUAUUUUUCUCAAGACUCUCCAGAUUUGGAAAGAAAAAUUAGAUACGGAAGGAUGCUAGAAUGCGGGCUUGGUGUUGACAAAGAUCUUGUUAAUGCAUAUUUGAUAUAUAAAAACGCUGCAGAAUCUGGACAUGCACAUGCACAAUUUAUAACAGGUAAAUUCUGUGAAAAAGGACUUGGUCGAAAAGAGGAUUUAAAAGAAGCUUUCGAUUGGUUCAUAAAAGCAAUUAAACAGAAUAAUUCAGAUGCAUUGGAUUAUAUUAAUAAGCGUUAUAGGGCAUCUUUUAUGUCACAUGGAAAAAGUAUCACUUUUCAAUAUACUGAAUUUUACAACAAAGAGAGUAUAGUUACUAGCAAAUCUACAAAAAUUAUUUUGGAGUAG
Racocetra persica is the source of this 1185-nucleotide messenger RNA. NCBI's taxonomy places the organism in Eukaryota, Fungi, Glomeromycota, Glomeromycetes, Diversisporales, Gigasporaceae. The record is from the annotation of a GenBank genome assembly.